AUGACAGAACACACGCAUACCAGCCCAGCAUCCGAGAAGGUCGCGAUGGGCGACAGCAGCCACCAGGAAAACGCCGAGGGCGUGAGAAUGGAGAUGCUUCAGGAGUCUGUGGGCCUUGAUAUUGCGCGGCGGACCAGUCCCCCACAGCCGUGGAGCCCUCAGAUGCGAAAGCUGUACGCGGCCGUGACUGUUGCAUAUCUUUGCUCCGCCCUAAACGGCUUUGAUGGCUCGCUCAUGGGCUCUCUGCUGCCCAUCCAGCAGUUCAGAGACACUUUCGGAUCCGGCUUGGUCGGUUCGCAGGCGUCCCUGAUCCAGGGCAUGUACACCAUUGGUGGCGUCAGCGCGCUGCCCUUUGUCGGCUUCGUGCUGGACACCUGGGGUCGCCGGAUGGGAAUGUUCGUUGGAUCUCUGGCUGUUAUUGUUGGAACGAUUCUUGGAGGGACUGCCAACGAAAUGGGCCAGCUCCUAGCCAGCCGGUUUUUCCUUGGCUGGGGAUACUCGAUGGCAGCUUCAGCUGCACCCGCUUAUGUGGUGGAGAUGAGCCAUCCUGCCUACCGCGACAUCAUGACCGGGUUGUACAACUGCCAAUACUUUAUCGGGGCUAUCGCUGCCGCCGGUGCAUGUCGCGCCUGUCUGAAGUACGAGUCCUCGCUCGCCUGGCGCAUCCCGAUCUGGUGUCAGUUAAUCUCGUCCGGUUUCGUCGUUCUUCUCGUCUGGUUGAUUCCAGAGUCUCCCCGUUGGCUAUACAGCCACGGCCACCGCGAAAAGGCGUGGGAUGUUAUCACAAACUACCACGGGGAGGGAUCUCGGGAAAAUGCCUAUGUCGUCCUACAGAUCCGGGAGUACGAAGACGCAAUCAGUCUUGAGGGCUCCGAUAAACGUGCCUGGGAUUUCAAGGCACUGGUCAACUCGAAGGCAGGUAGGUGGCGUCUGCUGUGCGUAGGCAUCGCGUCCUUCCUCAGCCAGUGGUCGCAGGCUGGUGUCACCACAUACUAUAUCGGAGGGCUCCUGGAGAGCGCCGGUAUCACUGAUACUACCAGAGUGUUGGACAUCAAUCUCGGAAACACCGUUCUUUCGGCCGGCGGUGCCUACCUAGGAAGCUUUUUUGGUCCCAAGAUCCGCCGAAGGCCCAUGAUGAUCGGUGCUUGUAUUUCCUGUGGCAUCUUCUUUGCAGGUCUCUCCGCAAGCACUGGGGUUUACUCAAGCUCUCAACAAACAGGAGCUGCAACGGGCUCCAUAGUCAUUAUCUUCCUGAUUGGCUUUUGCUACAGCUUUGGCUGGACACCCCUGCAAGCCAUGUAUUCGGUCGAGUGCCUGGCGUACGAGACUCGCGCCAAAGGUAUGGCGGUGUACUCCGUCUUCACUAAUAUCGCUUUGCUUGUCAAUCAGUUCGGUAUUGGAAACGCCAUGAGCGAAAUAGGGUGGCACACAUACAUCCUUCUCGCCGGCUGGAAUAUGGUCCAAGCCGUGUUCAUUUACUUCUUUGCCGUCGAAACAAACAAGCGGACUCUUGAAGAGCUCACCGAGGUCUUUGACGCGCCCAAUCCCCGGAAGAAGAGCACAGAGCCGAAGGCGGUGCUAGUGUCUGGUAGAAAUGAGGUCGUUGAAGUUAAAGAUCAGGAGGCCAUCUGA
Messenger RNA from Aspergillus puulaauensis, 1632 nucleotides. RefSeq lists its product as uncharacterized. Gene Ontology annotation, biological process: carbohydrate transport; transmembrane transport. Gene Ontology annotation, cellular component: membrane. NCBI's taxonomy places the organism in Eukaryota, Fungi, Ascomycota, Eurotiomycetes, Eurotiales, Aspergillaceae. Bases 1 to 1632 code for a protein of 543 amino acids. The record is from RefSeq and is a predicted model, not a curated record. The transcript has 4 exons. Gene Ontology annotation, molecular function: carbohydrate:proton symporter activity.